UCCAUCCCGACGGGUUUGUGAUGAUCGCGAAAAAACAGCUGUGCAUCGCACUCCCGCGCGCAAUAUCGCACGGUAUCGGGAAAACUGCACUCACCGAUUGCAUUGCUUGAGUCUCGAGCCGCGAAGCGUGGCCUGGCGUGGCUUGGACUUCGGUCAGGCUGUCUCGCCGUUUCCUGUCUAGACUGCGAUAGAGGAUUUCAACGCUUCCUGACAACGGAGCCAACGGCAGCACUUCCUCGAGGACAAACCCCAUGGAAGCCGGGAACUUUGGCAGUGAGCGUGAGUCAGCACUGCGGCAGUGGCUCCUCCAAUGACCCAGCUGGCGCCGGUGCCUCGCACACAGUCUAGUCAGGGCAGCAGCGUGCCACACCCAGCCACCCGCUCUGCCAGGCCAACCUGUGCUGAACGACUCACAUGCAACGGACGAAGUCCUAGGCCAGAGCUUGGUCAGCACGACUCUCGUUCCACACCCCUUCCUCAGAGCGAAGGUGCGUUGUACUUCUGCCUCGACUGUGACACGAACCAAUGUGAGGGCUGUGAGCUAGUGCUCCACGAGCAGUCCCGUUUCCGUGACCACCGGCCUCGCGUCCCAGUGGUCAAGCCUGAGCCUCAUCUGCUGUGUGAGGGCUUCAGUUGCCGGGGUGAAAACCUCGCCGACAUCCGCUGCCACACCUGCGAGCGCAGCCUCUGCUACGCCUGCGACUACCAGAUACACCUCCUGCGCCGCAGGUUUGCCCACGUCAAGGUUCGCUUUCGCUACUACCUCGAGCGACAGGCAAAGUUGGCCGCAGCAGAGGUGGCGAUCGACGACGAGGAAGAGCAGUACCUGUCGGCCGAGCCCUAUUGCAGUCUGCCCUAUGAGGACACCGGCACAGCCAUGAUGGAGCCGACAUCUCACGAGCCAGAUGUGGUCAGCGACACCCGCAGUGGCUGCAAGUCACUACCGACGCAUUCCAGCAUUCUGCUUGUCGACGACAAGGAGGUGCUUCAGGUGUCAUCGGGCGCAGAGCUUGCCGCCCAGCUGGGCUGCAGCUCCGACACGUCUGUCAAGGUGGUCUCCAUCUUUGGCAACACGGGCGAAGGAAAGUCGCACACCCUGAACCACACCUUCUACAACGGGCAGCGGGUGUUUCAAACGUCACCUCAGCAGGAGUCGUGCACCAUUGGUGUCUGGGCGGCGCACUGUCCCGAGCACGGCCUGCUCACCAUCGACACCGAGGGGCUGCUCGGGGUGGCUGAGAACCAGAACCAGCGCACCAGACUUCUCCUCAAGGUGCUGGCCGUCUCGGACAUAGUCAUCUACCGCACGCGGGCUGAGCGGCUCACGACAGACCUGUUCACAUUUCUCGGGGAUGCCUCCCAGGCUUACGUCAGCCACUUCGCGCACGAGCUCAAGGCCCUCAAGGAACGCGGCAAGCUCGACAAACCAAUCUCGGCAUUGGGGCCGGCCGUCAUAGUCUUCCACGAGACGAUGUACACCGAGCCGCUUGCUGGUGGCGAGGGUGCCAAAUCCGCUGUUGAGGAACUGAAGAAGCGCUUUGGGGAUAGCAAGAGGAGCAUCGAUGCUUUCAGUGACUUGCAGUACGUUGGCAUCCAGACAGUGGGGUUGCCAACGUGCUUUGAUGGUUUGAGGGCUACAGUGAAGAAGGUCAUGGACAAUUCGACGGUGCGCUCCGCAAGGCCCGUUGAGUUCAUAUUCCAGGCGCUCAAGCAUUUGAAUGAGAAGUUCAACGGCGACAUUGACAGCAGUGUUCCGAGCACGUUUCCCGAUCAGUAUUUCACCUGCCCUGUCUCGUGCCUCUCCUGCAACGCUCGGUGCAACAAGGCAAUGAACCACCAAGACGACCACUGUGGCUCUACCAGAUGCCAUUACCAAAGCCACCUGGACAACAGGGUCCAGCAAUGCAAGGCAAGUGUGGCUCUAGGAAGGCUUGAGCUCCAUGGUUUCAUAGAGUUGGUUGGGCAAAACUGCUACGAAAAGUUUGGCCGCGAGGUGGUACUCACGCCGCAGACUGGUGCCAAAAACGAUUCUACGGUGACGGCUUUGGCGAAGUUUGCGUGGUCGGGGUACGUGUUUGAGUGUCCCAGCUGCGGUGUGAUCUACCAGAGCCGAAAGUACUGGUUCGGCAACAGGGACCCCGAGGAGACAGUCACCAGGGUCGAAAUUGUGCACGUCUGGCCUGUUGAGAAGCCGGCAACACAGGAGCCAGGCAUUACUGCACAGAGGGUUCUUGACGGUCUACAGACCAUCACGGAGACAGUCUCAACGUAUAGCGCACGACCAACGCGAACCAUGUCUGACUGGAUAAACGACCAGAUCGCACCUUCGUACUGGGUCCCCAACUACAAGAUUCAGGCCUGCCACAAGUGCGAAAAAAGCUUUCCUCCCGAAGAGAAGAAGCACCACUGUCGCGCCUGUGGCAAUGGCUUCUGUCAAGAGUGCUCGUCCAAGACGCGGCCAGUGCCCGAACGUGGCUGGGGCACAGAACCUGUGAGAGUCUGCGACGACUGUUUCGAACCAGCGGAAAACAAGACACCCACUGCAUCCCGAGAGGAAGGAAGCGAAUCCGAACUGACGGCACGAAAGCUGGGGGAGGCACUCUUCAGCACCUUUGGCAUUGUUGCAUCAGCCAUGGAGUAUCCCAUCGGAUCUGUUCUAGGUUUCAUAAAGGACACGGCACGGCCCGCCUACUGGCAGGCAGACAGCGAGGUCACCGAAUGCGCCGUUUGCAAAGAGACAUUUGGCCUGCGCAACCCAAUCCACCACUGCCGUAGUUGCGGAAGGUGCAUCUGCAAUGGCUGCUCGGCGACACGCAGGCCCGUCCCCUCCCGGGGCUGGCAAAGCGCAGUACGUGUGUGCGACGACUGUGAAAAACGACCGGAGCUGUGACGAGUGCUACACCAGCAUAGGGCUCAGGACUGAUAGACGCUGCAUUCCUAAGGACACGCGUGACGGUGCAGUGCGAGUGAAGUGUGGUGUGAUGUGAGAGUUUAGUCUCAGUUGUGGAUCCUGAAGAAGUGACCGUCACAGAGUUGUGCGCUCCAGUGGUUGGCACAGUUGAUGCUGUGUAAACCUCUUUCCGUGCAGGAUGGUCGCAAUGGUGUAUAGAGCAGUGUUAGUCACCACAGAUUAUCUGAAGAGAGCUACGUUUAGUUUUUGCUGGCCACCAACUGGCACUGUAGCGGAGACGUCAUAGUGUACAGUGGAAAGACCAGUUGUAGCUACGGUUAGGCCUGGGUGCAGUGGAAGAAUUCUUAAUGUGGGAGUAAUGCCUCGACGUUGUACAGUAAAGUCUCACUUGAACGCGAGACUUUGUAGGUUCUCUAGCUGUUGCUCCUUGCGAAUGAAAUGUGCUCCUUUGUGCCAUCAUCCUUCAUUAUCAGCAACAAUGAUGUGGUGAGCCGGAGCUGCAUUCUGACUUUUAUGUCUUUUAAUGGCAAUGUCGUUGCCAUGCAUUUUCUUGUUUUUUUUCUUCGGGAGAGUAGGUUACAUAUGCACACGGGUAUCGAAGUUCUCUCUGAUCGUCAGGCGCGUUUCGCUGGGUUUUUAAAAAAAUACAAAGGCUUAAGUUUUACUCGUAAGCGACUGUGAUGAACAGUGUUGAUGGAGGGAUGGAGGCAUUUUUUUAUGAAGAUGUGUUGGAGGCAUUGUCCUCGAAAUCCGUGAUGACGUUGCUUCUUCUGUGGCAGUUCUUGUGGCAGUGUCUUUCUUUCUGUAGAUCAUAAUUUGGUUUGAGAACGUGUUGCACACACAGAUCAUGUGGAAACGUAACAGUAUCGAGAACAUACUUAGCAAAAUGUAGCUUCAGAUAUUACUUUAGUGACACAUGAUGCUACAGAUGCAUUCUUCUCGCUGAUGAUCCAUUCUACAUCGGGCAAAAUUUUAUGUCAGGCCAUCAUGCUUGAAGGUCUUUGUUCUCAGGUACUUCAAUUUCUUAUUUCUUUCGAAAGAUCAAUUAAAAAAACAUUACUGAAUGUUAUUGAACAUUAUAGAAUUCCCAGCCAUACGAAUAGUCACUGACGGUUUCUUUGUAGGCAUAUCAGUACCCAGAUGAAUCUGGCACAUAUCUACUUCACCGUAUUUUCUCGCGCGUAACCUGCACGAAAUAUACAGAAAAUUCUAAGCUAAAACUGGGUGUAGGUUAUAAACGAAUGUCAGUGUGCAAGUUGGGUUCGCGGCAGUGCUUCAUGGUUUUGGAAGGAAGACUGCUUCACGGCAGUAUGCGAGGAUCUCUUUCUUUUAUUUUUAUUUUUCUACGCUUUGUAGUUGGGAUGCAGGUCAUGCACGGGAAAAUAUGGUACUUCUAUCCAGGAAACCAAAAUUUGUGUAUGUCGUUUUUACAUGUUUUGCACUUUCUUUUGUAAUUUUAGUAGUGUCUUUUUAAAUCGGCAGUGUGGUUACAGUGUAAGUAUUAUGUAUUUAGUUCUACUAUAUGCCCCUUUCGGACUUUAUUUCGUCUUUGUCUUACUGAAUCUUUUUUGUGCAUUCCAAUGUUUGUUGCUGUAUUUCUACCAUGCCUUUUGAUAGUACUUUACAAGUGAUGUGAUGUGCGUAUUUUUGCUCAUCCAAUGCAGUGAUGUCUAGCUUAAAAUAGCUGUUUACACGCUUACAUCCCAACUAAAUCAAUUUAUCGUAUUUACGAGCUUGCGUUUACACAGUAAUUGCUCAUCCACUGAAGAACAAAUUGUCGUGGUUGUGUUGCGAGCUUCAGGUACACCGUUGACAAAUUCUUUAUCGGUGACUUUUACAUACAUAGCGAGUAGUAGUUGCUUGAGAUAAUUUUAUGCCAGUUACUGUUUAAGAGAACCUCUUGUAGGUCUUUUCUUUGUACCUGAAAAAAAAAAAAAAAGCUUGUGUACCAAAGCUUUACUAAAGGGGCCCAAAAACACCUAAGUAAUCAUGGAAUAACGUUGUUAUUGGAGUAGGUUGCCUAAAGAAUCUCCCGCUUUGAGAAUUUUUCUAAUCGUUUAAAUGUAAGUGGAGAGUUGCAGGUGGUUAUUGCAUGCUACGAGAGGCAUUCUCUGUCCUUUCGCUCCCGUGCAUGCGUCGAAGGUUGCACGGAGACAGGGAUCAAAAGAAGACAAGGCCCACCAGAAAAUUACACCCCGAAAUGAGUAUUAGUAGCACGAGCAACAAGUGAAGCUCUUGUUUUUCUUCCGAGCACUUCCAGUCGAGCACUUACUUUUGGUUUCCCGAAUAAUCAGAAAAUUUGGUUUAAAAAAUAAGACUGGUACGGAAGAUGGUCUGGUAAAAGUUAAGGGUUAUAUCCCAAACCUCAGUAUAACGAACUCGGGUAUAACGAAUUAUCGGUUAUAACGAAGUAAAUGAAGAAUAGUCUUGUCAUAGAUGCUGUGUUACAGAUAAACAUUUAUAACGAAUUUUCGGAUAUAACGAAGUUAUUUUUGUGGCAGAUGUGACUUUGUUAUAAUGAGGUUUGAGUGUAUUGGAUACAUGUGAUGUCUGAGCGUAAGUUUACUUAUGCUAAGGGCCAAUUAACUGUCAGGAUAAUUAAUGAAACUUAAUUGAAUGGGUUCGUUGAAAGAGCAGACGUUUUUCUUGUGAGCAGCUGGGACCGCUGCGACACCUGGCGGAGCAGGUCGCAGCAACGCGCUUAUUUUUACGUGGCCUCUGAGAUCCGCUUCAGCAGCACGACGAAACACUAACUUAACCCAGAGAACACACCAGGACACACGAACACCGAUGUGAGAGUGCCACUUGUAUGUAGUGGCCACUGCACUCAAACCUCGAUAUAACGAACAAGGAUAUAACGAAUUACCGGUUAUAACGAAGUAAAUGAAGACUAGUCUUGUCAUGGACAGAGUGUUACAAAUAAAUGUUUAUAACGAAUUUUCGGAUAUAACGAAGUUAUUUCCGUGGCGGAUGUGACUUUGUUAUAAUGAGGUUUGAGUGUACUUCCAUUUCAAUCAUACUGGCACAUGGUGCACUCUAUUAGUGCUCAACCUUUCUUAUGUUGCCGCACACUUGGAGGUGACUCAGUCAAAUAGACUGAUCAGCUCCUUGUAGUAAGCAACAUGUAGCAGCGCUCCUUGGUGGCUGCAGUACCUACACUACACAGCAGAUGCAGCGACCAUAGGGAAGUACCACGACAUGCAGAAAUCUAAACAAGAAAAAAAUUAAGGCAGCCUCGCAGUGGUGGUGCCAAGCCUGAAGGAAGUGCGGAGCUGGGCAGCCUUCUUUGUUUCUCUUCGAUUUUCUCUUGCUUUCCUCCUCUCUUUCUUUCUUUUUCUCUUUUACAGUUUUUUCUGUCUUUUUUUCUCUUUUUAUUUCUAUUUAUUUCUUCCUCUCUCCUUAUCUUUCUCUCUCACACUUGCUUCCUCUAUUUUGCUAUUUUUAUACGUGGCUUUGCCUGCGUUACUCCGAGCGACGACAGCAUACGACAGCCCGGGCCCCUAAAGGGCUCCGGACCUUUCACCAUCAUGGCGCCUAAAGAACGAGAAGACUUCUCUUUGGGCGGGGAAUGUCACUGGAGGAGAAGACUUCUCCUCCAGUGACAUUCCCCGUCCCACAAUUUAUCAUCAAGUGUAAUGCAGAGCAUUUCUCAAUUGCACAAAGGGGCCAGAGUUGAACCUGUGCACUCCUCUCUGAGCGAGCCACUGGAAUACCUGGAGCAAAUGAGCCUUGUCCUGCGCCAACUUGACUAGUGGAUAGUAGCGAAACCAAAUUGCACAUAUUGGAGCUCGUUUAGUUAGCUAAGUAUGAAGUGAUAUCUGCCGAGGUGUCUAGCUCACGUGGCAUAUAAAAAAGAACCAACAAGCGGGCAAGUGUACAUGUGUUUUCAUAGACAUGAUGAUUCGGUAAGUCGUGUAUCGAGCUCUGUACGAGACAGGUGACCGCCUCAGUCAUCUAGUACGUCAGAUGCUGCCAUUCGUGAGUGUAGAAGGAAACAAAUUAAGUGAAUGACUAGAUUGAGAUUAAAAGAGCAGAUGUGAAACAUUCAUGGGGCCCCUUUACUAUUGCUUGUCACUGAUGCAGAAUCUAGCUUGCCAACUAUGCUGUUCAAAUGGCAGGCAGUCUUAUCAUUUGUGGUGUUGUACCAUAGCUCAAAAUGCCAACCAGUCACUGAAAACAUUUAACCAUACGCUGUAACAUUACACUAGUGUCUGGAUCCACCUUCAAUUUCUACAUUUCACGUAAAGAUUUCUAUGAGAUGUCUCGUUAACAAUCUCGGUGUCUUUAUUGACACCUUCACUAAGCAUCUGUGUUUUUCCGCUAACACUAUAGCAGGCUGCAGCAACAAUUGUGCGAUUGCAUUCAUUACCUUUGAUAGUUUAGGAAUAAUUGGACAAGCAUUACUCACCUAUUAAAGGUGCAUGCAUGUGGGGUACAUUUCUGGUUCAAAUUAAAUGCAAACCGCAAUGAUUUUGUUUCGUGAAACUCUAACUUCAGCAAAAAAAAAGAAAGGGCUGUAUUUGAGGUUGGCGCAGUGAUGCACGCGGUUAACAUUGCAUUUGCACUGGUUAUUGCGGGAAUGCGCGACCGUUUCUUAUCUGGAACUUCCGUAACGGUGGCUGGCAUAGGCUUGCUACUGAGACGACACUGGUUCAUAUCGUUAACUAUGCAUUUCAAACAGAUACAGGAAGUUGAUCUCAAUAGUAGUGUGGCCUAUAAAGAAGAGCACGCCGCAGAUGCAUGCAAGCAUAUAAAAAUUGCAGCAACCAUGUAUACUGUAUAGGCUUGUGUAAGGGCUACACAGUUAUACUUGGCAGCUGAAAAAUGGGAGGCGGGGGACAGAAAAGUAAAAUUGAGAAACAAAUUCCAUGCGACGAAGUAUAUUUCAGCCGAUAAACUUGAAGUAAUUAAGAGCUUUGAAUUUAAAGGGAUCUUUAAAGCAGCAUCUUACAUGAAAAAUUCCGUAAUCUACAAUUUGCUAGUGAACCAAAUGUAAGCAUAAUUAGUAGUGGUAGCAAAGACAUGUCACUCACGCAGUGCGCAUAAAUCUGUGCGUAAAUCUAUUGUCAAAGCAAUACUCGUCACUUUUUUGGUGGCAUGGAGUUGCAGAAUAAUAAGGCGAAUCAUGGCGCAUUUCAUGUGCGUAGUCAAAAAAUAAUUAGACAAUAUGGCCUUCUCUAAUGUAAGGGCUGCACCCUGUCAAGAGUAUGACAAAAAGGUGCGGCUUUUACACAAGCCUAUACAGUAAUGAUGAGGCACAUGAUAAUGUGCCCACGUUUAGCAAUGGCAGCUGAACUAUGCUUGGCUCACAUGGCUGAUGUACGGCUGACGCAAAUGUGCUUGAAGUUCUAUAUUAAUUGCCGAAAAUUGUUUGCUAGAUUGUAUGUAUGUGGUUCCAUAAAUGUUGGGUCCUCCGAUAAAUGAAAAAUAUUUUGUUUUCAGAAGAUCUUGCGUCUAUUAGUGCUGUUCACUAUGUAGUGUUUUGAUUGGAACUGCAAAUUGUGUUAUGUUGUAUGUGCAUACUUAUGGUCAAAGACUAUAUAUCUAGUGUGCAUCGCA
Rhipicephalus sanguineus (brown dog tick) is the source of this 8470-nucleotide messenger RNA. Its product is annotated as zinc finger FYVE domain-containing protein 1. The transcript is spliced from 16 exons. The coding region runs from base 311 to 2890 and encodes 859 amino acids. Gene Ontology annotation, molecular function: metal ion binding. NCBI's taxonomy places the organism in Eukaryota, Metazoa, Arthropoda, Arachnida, Ixodida, Ixodidae. The record is from RefSeq and is a predicted model, not a curated record.